Messenger RNA from Sphenostylis stenocarpa, 228 nucleotides. The record is from the annotation of a GenBank genome assembly. NCBI's taxonomy places the organism in Eukaryota, Viridiplantae, Streptophyta, Magnoliopsida, Fabales, Fabaceae.
AUGACGGGUCACUUUCCGUUUUGGUUCGAGAGUGGCAACGCCGUAAAUUGCGUUACAACGGUCGGAUCUCUUGAAAAAGCGCCACAUGCUUGCCAGCGGGGAGCCAUUCUACAAGUGGGGCCCACCCAAUCCUCUAUUCCGCGUAAUUACCGUCGAUCCUCUCUUCUCUCUUUGACUUACCUCAACGCAAUAUCUGACACAGUUAAACAUUCGCAAGAAGAAGACUGA